AAAGUGUGUUUAUAUUAUUAAUAAUUUAGAGGACAGAUAAUCAACUAAUAGUUUGGAGACAAUAAAUUUUUUUACUAACAAAUAACUGUUGAUUAACUAAAUUAAAAAACAAAAAAAUUACCAUGGAUAUUAUUGAACCCGAUGUUUAUGCUAAACAAAAAAGUAAUGCCCAACUAAUAGCUAUGCAAUCAAUUGAUAGUCUAAACACGUAUAACAACAAUAAAUCAUACGAUCAGAUUGUGGACAUCGGUUGCGGUGACGGCGAUAUAACCAAACAAUUACUCGGCAAACAUAUCCGGCAUAAACAUAUACUGGCCAUAGAUGUCCUGCCCGAUAUGAUAACGUAUGCCCGCAAUCAUAAUUCAGAUGAUACUAUUGAAUAUCUAGUACAAGACAUGUCCGUCGAGUGGCCACUGAUCAGUAGUCCACGACUGCGGCAAUUGGCCGGCAAUGUUGACCUAAUAUUUUCUAACUUAGCACUUGAAUAUAUGGCCGACAAACGGCAAAUAGUCGAUACAUUCGGUCAGUUGUUGUCCACGGGCGGCGUAUUUCACGCCAAUCUGGUUAUUAUGGAAGAUAUUAACAAACGAUUGGCCAGUUAUGGUCGGCCGCCGAAACAACAAUGGUAUCAAUCGCGUGAAAAGCAAUUAGACAAUUGGCGUCAAAGUCUAUCAUCGGAUAAUCAGUUUCUGGUCAAACAGUUUGAGAUUAUUGAUGUCUGUUGGCCUACGGAUAGACAGAAAAUGAUUGACUUUAUGCCAAUUAUUAUAUCAAAAUAUCGGCAAUUUUUCCAAAAUACCGAUGACUUUGAGUCGGAAAAAAUUGAUCACUUAUGGGAUACGGCUUUCGAUGCGUUGGUCAACCCGACGGCCGAUACACCCAACCCCAGGGCGUGGCAACAGUUUUUGGCCGAUCCGACCGUUACGGUAGUCAAUCGUUACCAUCAAUUGCUGAGAAUAACUGCUGUUAAACAAUAAGAUAAAUUGAUUUUAUUUUUAUUUUUUAAAUAAUGUUUUUAUUGUUUAUUAAUUAAUUAAGUAAUUAAUUAAUUAUAACUUUUUCUU
Oppia nitens is the source of this 1064-nucleotide messenger RNA. RefSeq lists its product as uncharacterized. The record is from RefSeq and is a predicted model, not a curated record. NCBI's taxonomy places the organism in Eukaryota, Metazoa, Arthropoda, Arachnida, Sarcoptiformes, Oppiidae. The coding region runs from base 123 to 977 and encodes 284 amino acids. The transcript has 4 exons.